Austrofundulus limnaeus is the source of this 1215-nucleotide messenger RNA. It is a transcript of the gene gca, whose product is annotated as grancalcin. Gene Ontology annotation, molecular function: calcium ion binding. The record is from RefSeq and is a predicted model, not a curated record. Lineage: Eukaryota; Metazoa; Chordata; Actinopteri; Cyprinodontiformes; Rivulidae.
CGAACCUGGUAGGAAAAGUGUUCGUCUCGACCCGAAAAGCUUCCAGAUCUUUUGAAGUUCGCUUCGUUUAAAUCAAAUGGCCUAUCCAGGAUACGGCGGGGAUGGUGAGAUCGACGCCGAGGAGCUUCAGAGAUGUCUGACUCAGGCGGGCUUCACCGGCAGCUACUCCCCCUUCAGCCUGGACACCUGCAGGAUCAUGAUCGCCAUGCUGGACAGGGACUUCACAGGCAAGAUGGGCUUCAACGAGUUCAAGGAUCUGUUCACGGCUCUGAACGGCUGGAAGCAGAACUUCAUGAUGUUCGACCAGGACCGCAGCGGCACCGUGGAGCCCCACGAGAUGUCCCAGGCUCUCGGGGCCAUGGGGUACCGYGUCAGUCCCCAGGUCCUGAACGCCAUCAUAAAACGCUACAGCAAGAAUGGCCGGAUCUACUUUGACGACUAUGUGGCAUGCUGCGUGAGGAUGCGGGCGCUCACAGAGAACUUCAGACGGAGGGACAGCAUGCAGCAGGGAUGUGUCAACUUCCAAUAUGACGAUUUCAUUCUCUGCACGAUGUCCAUCUAGUGCUGCCAUCUGUCCCACGUCCCGAGGACAGAGCGUCUGGGCCAGUCCGACUGAUCCUGGAUCAGUACCUCACAGGAGCUCUGACCGGAGGAGAGGGUGGUGGUCAGUGAUCCUGAACCAAGCUGCAGCCGGGACCAAGCUGCUGCUCCUGAUUGUACUGCUUUAGUAACGAGAUGUGCCGAAUAUGUAUCAGCUGCUCUCAUAUACUCACGCUUUUUUAUCAACGACUGAACUUAUCUUACUGUGUAAACUUCAGCAGAAAACUGUCCCCUCCACGUGUAGACCAGGAGGGUCCAGUCCUGGUUCUGUUCCUCUGCUUCACUGACUGAUUUACCUCUUCAACUUCUGCCAGAACUGUUCCUGUGAACAGCAGCCUGUUAAUCAUCCUGUCAUUCAGUGCAGAGGACCAGGACCAGGACUGGACCCUCUAUAUAAAACAUUUGAAAAGUCAUGUUUCAACAUAAAGGAAGUCCCAGAUUUACUGCAUUUAUUCAUGUAUAAUACUAGCAAUUUAACCCUAAAAAUCAUCCAUAAAGUGUGGGGAUAGUAUAAUACACAGGUUAUUGAUAAUUAGGUUUAUAUGCUUUGUAAGCUUAAAAAAUGAUGAUCGUAUUAUUCAUGAAUAAAUACGGUAGUUUGAGUUCCAGAAUGAA